Molecule: messenger RNA, 2400 nt
Organism: Cajanus cajan (pigeon pea)
Lineage: Eukaryota; Viridiplantae; Streptophyta; Magnoliopsida; Fabales; Fabaceae
Product: cucumisin
Biological process (GO): proteolysis
Molecular function (GO): serine-type endopeptidase activity
Source: RefSeq, a predicted model, not a curated record
AUUUAGCUUCUCUAAAACUUUUGGAUCUGCUAGGCAUUUUGAUCUCAUAGGAGUGGCAAAUAUGGCCUCUUUAAGGCCAUGCCUUUUUUUCAUUCUUCUCUGCAUUUCGAUAAUUAAUCAUGCACAUUCCAAGAAUGUUCGCAAGACUUACAUUGUCUACAUGGGAGAUCAUCCUAAGGGCAUGGACUCCACUUCUAUACCUUCUCUUCAUACGGCCAUGGCUCAAAAAGUUCUUGGCAGCGAUUUCAAACCAGAAGCCUUACUUCACAGCUACAAGAACUUUAAUGCAUUCGUCAUGAAGUUAACAGAAGAGGAGGCUGAAAGAACGGCAGAAAUGGAGAACGUUAUCUCAGUUUUCCCAAACUCCAAGAAGAGUCUUCACACAACAAGAUCCUGGAACUUCAUAGACUUUCCCCAGAAUGUCAAAAGAGAAACUAGAGAGAGUGACAUAAUUGUGGGAGUACUGGACUCGGGAAUUUGGCCGGAGUCUGAGAGCUUUAGUGGCAAAGGAUUUGGUCCUCCACCUAGCAGAUGGAAAGGAUCAUGUCAUAACUUUACCUGCAACAACAAAAUAAUUGGCGCAAAGUACUUCAAUCUGGAACACGAGUUUGCGAAAGAGGAUAUAAUAUCUCCCAGGGAUGCUGAAGGUCACGGAUCACACUGUGCAUCGACAGUGGCCGGAAAUUCAGUUAACUCAGUGAGUCUAUUUGGGUUAGCUUCAGGGGCUGCCCGCGGAGGAGUUCCAUCUGCCCGAAUUGCUGUCUACAAAGUAUGUUGGAAAGAACAUUGCCAUGAUGAUGACAUUCUUGCAGCAUUUGAUGAAGCUAUUUCUGAUGGAGUAGACAUUAUUUCUAUUUCAAUAGGACCACGUAUUGUACACUACUUUCCGUAUUUUCAAGAUCCCACCCAUAUAGGAAGUUUCCAUGCAAUGAAAAGAGGCAUCUUAACGUCAAAUUCUGGCGGUAAUGAGGGUCCGUCUUUUUCCUCUAUGUCAAAUCUAGCACCCUGGUUACUUUCGGUGGCGGCUAGCUCUUUUGACAGGAAGAUUGUAACCAAGGUGCAGUUGGGCAAUGGAGCUGUUUAUGAGGGGGUUUCAAUUAACACAUUUAAUCUUAAGAAAAAAUUGUAUCCACUUAUUUACGGUGGAGAUAUACCCAACAUUGCUGGUGGACAUAACAGCUCCACAUCGAGGUAUUGCAUACGGAACUCUUUGGAUAAAGAUUCAGUGAAGGGAAAGAUUGUUCUGUGUGAAAUAACUCAUGGUACAGACAUCGAUUCUUUAUCUGGGAUUGGGGCAGUUGGUGUUAUAUUGGGAAGUAAUAGCCCUCAAGAUUCGGCCAGUGCAUUUGUCCUGCCUGCUGCGAUCCUUUCUCCAUGGAACCAAAGACUCAUCCAUUCUUACAUAACUUCAACCAGAAAUGCUACGGCCACAAUAUUUAAGAGUGAAGAAAUAAACGAUGGAUUAAUUCCUUUCGUAGCUUCGUUCUCAUCAAGAGGUCCAAAUCCAAUAACACCGAAUACUCUAAAGCCUGACAUUGCUGCCCCUGGAGUUGAAGUUAUAGCUGCAUGGUCUCCAGUUAGCCCAAUUUCAGAUGUUAAAGGAGACAAAAGAAAAGUACAAUAUAAUGUAAUCUCUGGCACUUCAAUGGCAUGCCCUCAUGCUUCUGCAGCAGCUGCAUAUAUCAAAUCAUUUCACCCUAAUUGGUCUCCUGCUAUGAUCAAGUCUGCGUUGAUGACUACUGCUACUCCAAUGAGUCAUGUUCUUAAUCCCGAGGCUGAAUUUGCAUAUGGAGCGGGCCUAAUUAAUCCUGUUAAGGCUGCAAAUCCUGGUUUAGUAUAUGAUAUUAGUGAAGCUGAUUAUAUCAAAUUCUUAUGUGGAGAAGGGUAUACAGAUGAAAUGCUUCGAAACCUCACCAAAGAUCAUAGUAGUUGCAAAGUACAAGCUAGUAAGAGAGCGGUAUACGAAUUAAACCUCCCAUCAUUUGCUCUUUUUACGAACCACUCAACUUUUAGUCGUGCUUACUUCAGAACAGUUACAAAUGUUGGAUCAGCAACGGCUACUUAUAAAGCCCGUGUAAUUGCUUCACCUUUGUUACAAAUUCAAGUGAAACCUAGUACUCUUUCCUUCACGUCUAUUGGACAGAAAAAGUCAUUCUCACUCAUAAUUGAAGGGAUAACUAAUCUGGAUAUAAUUUCCGCUUCUUUGAUUUGGGAUGAUGGUAGUCAUCAAGUUAGAAGCCCAAUUGUAGUGUAUGGUAGAAUGGGAAUGUAAUAGAGUUGAUUGAUCCCAAGUGUGUGGAACAAGAUAAAAUAAAUUGAAAUGCAAGUUGAAUAAUGAUGUUUGUAAGUCUAGGAAGAAAUGAAUGCAAAUAAGCUCACUACCGUGAGCCUUUUCUCCUA